Rhinichthys klamathensis goyatoka is the source of this 1165-nucleotide messenger RNA. RefSeq names its product fucosyltransferase 7 (gene fut7). The record is from RefSeq and is a predicted model, not a curated record. The coding region runs from base 98 to 1156 and encodes 352 amino acids. Gene Ontology annotation, molecular function: alpha-(1->3)-fucosyltransferase activity. NCBI's taxonomy places the organism in Eukaryota, Metazoa, Chordata, Actinopteri, Cypriniformes, Leuciscidae. The transcript has a single exon. Gene Ontology annotation, cellular component: membrane.
GUCACUACUUUCAAAAGGAAGAGAAGAGACUAAAUUGAUUUGAUGCUGUCUGAUAUCUGUAACCACCUCACUUCUUUGUCUUCACAGUAGUUGUGCCAUGCAAUUAUUGAAACAACAUAACCAUGCCCUCUGUUGUCUGUUUGGCUUUGUACUGCUCUACAAUUUUUUAUCUUGGAGUAUAAACAAUCUACUCUUGAGUCAGAUUGAGACCAGCGGACCAAAAAUUCUCGAGCAUAACAUCACCAUCCUCCUGUGGCACUGGCCUUUCGGAGUUCACUACAGAGUGGGGAGAGGUGUCUGUAUGGAUAAAUAUGAAAUCCCUAGAUGCUUUCUGGAGGAUAACCAAUCCAAUUUCGCUCAAGCAGAUGUUGUAGUGUUCCACUACUAUGAGCUCUGGACUGGUCACUCCAAACUUCCUCUCCACCUUGCACGUCCACCUAUGCAGAAGUGGCUUUGGUUAUCGCUGGAACCUCCCACAAACAACCACAACCUUAGCAACUACAACGGCUUGUUCAACUGGACGAUGAGUUAUCGCCGUGAUGCUGACAUCUUCAUGCCAUACGGAGAACUCGUUUCUAAAAGGACUAAUGCCACGUACAUCAUUCCGAAGAAGAGCGACUGCCUAGUUUGCUGGGUGGUCAGCAAAUACAAAGCCAAUCAGAGUCGCUCUCUAGUUUUCCAGCAGCUGAAGAAACACAUUCCGUCAAAUCUGAUAGAAGUAUACGGUCAGUGGUCCAAGCGGCCGCUCUCAAACAAAAAGCUGCUUUCCACGAUAUCUCGAUGUUACUUCUACCUUGCCUUUGAAAACUCAAUAUCUACAGACUAUAUUUCGGAGAAGCUGUGGCAGAACUCCCUUCAGGCAGGGAGUGUGCCGGUGGUGCUCGGCCCACCCAGGAACAUUUAUGAACUAUCAAUUCCACCGGAAUCAUUCAUCCAUGUAAAUGACUUCAGCAGCGUUAAGGCGCUGGCUAGUUUCUUAACUCAAGUGGCCGCUGAUAAAGAGCGUUAUGAAUCUUAUUUUAGAUGGCACCAUUACUAUGAUGUUAGAAUGUACACAGACUGGAGAGAGAGACUCUGUCAUAUUUGCAUGCAUUAUGACCAGCUCUCUAAGCAUAACAAAGUGUACAGUGACCUGCAUAGCUGGGUCAACAGUUAACCCUUACCC